GCGAUAUUUCAUGUGUAGUUAUAUAAAUAGUAAAAUACAUACAUUAAAAAGUUAAUAUCUUUAAAAAUAAAAUUUCUCAUAACUUACGUAAAAAUAUUUGUAAAAAUUUCUCCUGAAAUCCUCUCUCUCUCCCCCCAUUUUGCCCUCUCUGUUGGCACCGCCGCUAUUCGAUAUUUGGCGGGGCUCUGGCCACCGACCCGAGAAUCUGUCAAAUGGGUUUUUCUCCUCUUGGGGUUGGAACUUAGAGGAACGUGAGAUUUGGAAGUGAGGGAGUGUCGAGCUUGUCGAGAUAAUGAGAGGGGUUGAAGGAAGAUUUUGUGAGGAAUUCUCACCUGCAUAUUAUGGGCUGUGUACUGUUGGAGGAAUGCUCAGUGCUGGCGCUACCCAUCUCGCAAUCACGCCACUUGAUGUCCUGAAAGUUAAUAUGCAGGUAAAUCCAAUUAAAUAUAACAGGAUGGGUACAGGGUUUUCUACUCUUUGGAAAGAACAAGGCCCUUCUUCUCUUUGGAGAGGUUGGUCUGGAAAGCUUUUUGGAUAUGGUGUUCAGGGUGGCUGCAGAUUUGGUCUCUACGAAUACUUUAAGAAGCUUUACUCAGAUGCAUUGAUAGAUCAUAACAAGAGUACCAUAUUCUUCCUCAGCAGUGCAUCUGCUCAAGUAUUUGCUGAUGUGGCUCUCUGUCCUUUUGAAGCCGUCAAAGUCCGAGUUCAAACACAGCCCUACUUUGCAAAGGGCUUGGUUGAUGGGUUUCCAAAGUUAUACUCAGCUGAAGGGAUAACUGGUUUUUACAGAGGACUUUUACCACUAUGGGGUCGAAAUCUUCCAUUCUCGAUGAUAAUGUUCACGACGUUUGAGCACUCAGUUGAUCUGAUUUAUCGCAAGUUUAUGCAAAGGAGGAAAGAGGAAUGCUCAAGAGCCCAACAGCUUGGCGUGACAUGUUUAGCGGCCUAUGCUGCAGGAGCUGUUGGUACCGUUGUCUCCAACCCUGCAGACAACAUUGUUUCCUCUCUUUACAAUAAAAAGGCUGCCAAUGUGAUGCAGGCUGUGAAGAACAUUGGGCUCGUUAAUCUGUUUACUCGAAGUCUUCCUGUUCGAAUUACACUUGUCGGCCCUGUUGUUACCUUGCAGUGGUUUUUCUAUGACAGCAUCAAAGUUCUUUGUGGAUUGCCAUCUAGUGGAGGGCUUACCGGGCGUCUUGAAGAAGCUAACCUAUCAGCUGAAUAACAUAGAUUAGAUAAAGAACAGUUCAGUCGGAUCAAUCUCUGAGGAUGAGGGAAAGUCCCCGCUCGGGGACAGAAAAUAUUGUUCAUCGCCGGUUUUUCAGCGUUGACACCUCGUCAUGCUAUGGUUCAUCCCGGUGUCGGUGGCAAUUGAGUUAACAGUUAUGUUAUAUCCGGUUCUAUAUCCAUAAUAUUUCACGGAUAUGCAGCCUAGCUCCGUGAUACUUCAUAAUUUCGGUUACAUAAGAUGUAAAUAGAUUCUGCUGUACGAUUUUAUGUUAAUGUGCAGCAGAAGCAAUUAUAAAAUGUGGUUUGGAAGACA
Pyrus x bretschneideri (Chinese white pear) is the source of this 1540-nucleotide messenger RNA. Its product is annotated as mitochondrial phosphate carrier protein 1, mitochondrial-like. Gene Ontology annotation, cellular component: mitochondrial inner membrane. The transcript has 6 exons. Gene Ontology annotation, molecular function: phosphate transmembrane transporter activity. The record is from RefSeq and is a predicted model, not a curated record. The coding region runs from base 293 to 1222 and encodes 309 amino acids. Lineage: Eukaryota; Viridiplantae; Streptophyta; Magnoliopsida; Rosales; Rosaceae. Gene Ontology annotation, biological process: mitochondrial phosphate ion transmembrane transport.